AUGACCUAAAGGUCCUAGUUACCAGGUCAUAAAAUCACUUUAAAAAAAAGCAGUUUGGUUGUAGUGCGGGGUCAAUGCCCCCUUGACACGUGCGAUGCGCGCGAACUGCCCCGCUUGCAAUACGACCGACGUAACUUGGCGAGUCCGAACUUCGCGCAGAAGGCUGCGCACAAACGUUUUUAGGAACCAAAUGGUGGUAUGAGCAACGUGCGCGGGGCGGAGGUCUAGGCUAGGGAUUGACUCUAUGUAAACUCAAUCGUCCCUUUAUUCAAUCAAAUAUCGCAAUCGAUUUUUAUCGAUUUGGAAUUUAUUGAUUUUUGUUUAUAUGAUAUACUGAAUCAAAUAGAUUUACAAACAUAUUAAAUGUUUAAACGAGAUUUCGACUUUAUAUAAAAAAAAAACGAAUAACAUUUUAUUUUCUUGGUUGAAAGACAUGAUUUAGUUAAAUAUUAGUUAGUUAUAUACGACUACUACAAUAGGGACUGUUUGUGAAUAUUUUAAACCUCUUAAAAAAUGGAACAUAAAUAUAUAUUUUUAUUUCAAUUUCAACCAUUUUGAAAAUUAAUCGAUUAAACAAUAUCCUCAGACACGCAUAUUGUACAUCCCUUUUUCUUGACAUCGUUUAUAUUCGUGCAUAUUCGGUAAUUCUCGGCAUGCGGUAAUGCAUCUCAGUUACACGUUAGCAUUGGUGUCGUGUUCGUGUCGCUAUCUCUGUCUUGAGUACGGGCGGUUACAAAAGGUUUCAUUGAUCGUUGUUAUUUGUUAUUAUUUUACUGUUAAGUUUUGUUUAGUGUUAAGUUUUUUGUUUAGUUUUAAGUUUGUUUUAGUAUAAAGUGUCCCUCGGUAUUUAUAUUAUUUCGCAACAAAGAUGCCACCAAAGCAUAAUAGUGUUUUAAAUCGUCAGGCGAGAAAAAAUAUUUUUGAUUUAACUCAGUAUUUUAAAAAAGAAAAAGAAGAAGGCGUAAAAGACGUUGACAAAGUUUUUUUAAAAGUUGCUAGCGCAACUGGUGUGUCGCAACGCACAGUACAGCGGAUCGCAACUGAAGGCAAUAUUUCGGGCUUACUUUCGGUAUUCCGCACGCCUGGCAAGAAAAGGUCUAAAUCAAAGCCUAUUACUGAUAUUGACAAUUUUGACCAAGGUGUAAUUAAAAGAUGCAUACACAAGUUCCACCAUACCGAAAAAGAAAUGCCAACAAUAAAUAAAUUAUUAGCGAAACUCAAACAAGACGUGAAUUUUCAAGGAGCUAAAACGAGCUUACAGGCUAUUGUUAAAAACUUGGGUUUCAAGUGGCGAAAGACCGAAACCAAUAGAAAGAUCCUUAUAGAGAAGACCGACAUUCGCCUAAAGAGGAUAUUGUACUUUAAAGCAAUAAAAAAAUACAGGCAUGAAGGGCGACCAAUCGUAUACACUGACGAGUCUUAUGCCCACUCAUCUCAUACAAAAAGUAAGGCAUGGUCAGAUGGUUCCGCUAAAGGACUAAAGUGUCCUAUAUCAAAAGGUCAGAGGAUAGUUAUGUUGCACGCUGGAUCAGAAGCAGGAUUUGUUCCGAAUACCCUGCUGAUGUUCAAAUCUGGGAACAAAACUGGAGACUAUCAUGAUGACAUGAAUUUUUCAAACUAUGAGAAAUGGUUACGGACUAAAUUGAUUCCAAAUUUGAGCCCUAACUCGGUGGUUGUUAUCGAUAACGCUCCAUACCACAACAACAUUUUGAAUCCUGCCCCUACAUCCAAUGACAAGAAAGCAAAAAUGGAAUCGUGGUUAGCAGAAAAGGGUAUACCAUAUGAAAAAGACAUGCGUAAACCGCGACUUUAUGAUUUAAUAAAAAAAAACAAAGACGGGCAUAAACAAUACGUGAUAGACGAAAUGUUUAAAAAAUACAACCAUGAUUCGAUUACCGCCUUAUCAUCCAGAUUUAAACCCCAUCGAGAUGGCGUGGGCUGCUAUUAAAGGGCACGUAGCGGCU
Messenger RNA from Bombyx mandarina (wild silkworm), 1964 nucleotides. RefSeq lists its product as uncharacterized. NCBI's taxonomy places the organism in Eukaryota, Metazoa, Arthropoda, Insecta, Lepidoptera, Bombycidae. The record is from RefSeq and is a predicted model, not a curated record.